Messenger RNA from Xenia sp. Carnegie-2017, 4997 nucleotides. RefSeq lists its product as uncharacterized. Lineage: Eukaryota; Metazoa; Cnidaria; Anthozoa; Malacalcyonacea; Xeniidae. The transcript is spliced from 17 exons. The coding region runs from base 148 to 4428 and encodes 1426 amino acids. Gene Ontology annotation, molecular function: protein binding. The record is from RefSeq and is a predicted model, not a curated record.
UGCCACAUUGUGAGUCAUUUCGACAUUAGACAUUGUGCGAGAGAGUGAUAGUUUCAGAAGUUCCCCAAUCAAGAAAAGAUUUGGGAUCCUUGUUGUCUACAUCUAGAAGAUACGUGCCCGCAACAAUUUUGAUUCUUUUUUCCAAAAAUGGCUCGCAGAACUGGUAAUAUGUUUUGUCUGAUGUUUUUCGCUUUUCAAGUAUUCGUUUUCUUGGCGGAAAUUGGUGAAAACAACAGUGUUUUGGCUAGAAAGGGAAAAAGUCGCAAUCGAUAUCAAACGAGGACUGUCAACUAUGGAGUGAGACAUAGAAAAGGAAAACCAAGAUUGUUCAGUCCUUUGAAAAAUGCAACAGUGAAUCUAGGACGAAUCGCCGUAUUCCGCUGCAUUAUUACGGGCUCACCUUCAAGGAUACGCUGGAAGCAAAAUGGAAGGCAUAUUCCGGACACGGAAAGAUACCGAACACGAUUGUAUUCCUGGGGAGGAGUCUUGCGUGUGCGAAAAGUCCGAAUUUCUGAUUACGGCACCAUUACGUGUCGAGCGAAAAACAGUUUUGGUCACAUGACGUCCAACACUGCCUAUUUGAAAAUUCGAGGAGUGAAUCCAAAGCACAAGGAAAGAUGCAAAAGAUACAAUGGUAAAUUAUGCAAGAAGUACGUAAGUGCAAGAAAUAUCUUCAUCAAAUUUGGCCGCACUCAACGAAACACAGAGAGAACUAUUGAGGGUAUAUUCAGAAGGAUGACAUCAUAUCUUUCACCGACAUGCAAGAAACACCUUCUCUCUUCGCUUUGCAAGCACUACUUCCCUCCCUGUGAACGAAAUGCAAAAAGACCUAAAGCCAUUCCUCUUUGCAAGGAAGAUUGCCUUCAUUUAGAGAAGAACGUGUGCCAAACUGCCUUCAUGAUUGUUGACGCGAUUUCAACGGAACUACGAUACCUUCUACCAACAUGUGAUCAUUUGCCCAGGAGGAAACGCUCAUCAAGCCAUUGUCAGAAGCUGUUCUCGACAGAAGUCAUAUCUCAAGUCCCAAGAACGUCAUUUGAGACCAGAAAUGCAGAAAAUGAGGAAUUAUUAAGGUCAUUGUACAAGAUAUUAUUGCAGGUACCACAAAACGUCGAUACCAAUUCACGACGCAACGCGGACUUUGCUUAUGAAAGUCAAAAAAAAUCCGCACUGAACACAGAGACAGCUAAGCAAGAAUUUAAAGGAAGAUGUGAGCCGUAUGUGGGAAACGAGUGCUUAAAAUACAUUAGGAAAGGACAGCUGAUAUUUGUAUCAGAUAACCGCACACAGCAAAGAUACGAAACCAAAUUGAAUGAAAGUCUAAAGGAAGUGCUGCCCUUUACCUCGAAUAAAUGCAAAAAAUAUGCACUGAAAGCGCUGUGUUAUUAUUUCUUCCCGCCAUGUUUGAACGACAAUCGCACUCCAAAUCUGAUUUGUCGUAGAGAUUGCGAGCUUCUUGAAGCACGCACUUGCUCCAAAGAGUUUCAGUAUGCUAAAACUAUGCCCAUUGGAGGCGAAAUCAUCCCGGAAUGCGUGAAUUUGCCUGAAAGACAGGAGACAUGUUUGGAGCUUGGAGUUUCAGAUGAAAUAAAAAGUUCAGACAGAUGUAGCUUCUAUUGGCGAUACAAACAUCAAGGGAUACCCAUUUCGCAGCGACCAUCCCCACUGGUGAACGCAUCGCGACUUUUUCGAGGGAGGAUGUACCCCAAUAUAUCCCUGGACUCACUGCCCAAUCACCUGAUGCAAAGACUUCGAAGCCUCGGUCUUUAUAAUGACUCACAAUCAAGUAUCGGUAGUAUAUCGAACGACAGUGACAAUUACGUGAUUCAGAUAAAAAACAAAACUCUAAAAGAACUACUGAAUCAAUCUUACAUGAGAACCAUGACGUUGCCAAAUCUUAUUCGACCAGAUCCGGAGCAAAAAGCCACAGCGAUAAUGGUACAUUUAACUGACAGCAAAUCGUACGACACCGAGUUACCCCUUGGAACGCUGCAAGUGUAUCGACCGCACAAACGUCUUGAGCUCUCGAAUGUCAUCUUCUACUAUCGUUCCACAGUUGGAUACGACGCUUUCGUGGGUCGCGGUGAUUACACCAUUUGCGGGACGAAAUUUGAUGUGGAAAUAUCAAGACUCAAGACGCAUGGCGUUCGUGUUCAAGGUAAUUCACUAGGCCCAGUAGACGUCGAUAAGAUCGAACUGGCUUUCGAUAUGGAAAAGGCAAAUGAAAGAAUGUUGGUCAUGUUGAAAAAGUACGGUUUCUUUUUGCUGCGAAUAAUGAAACCAACUGUGGAGAUGGUCAUCGACAAAAGCUUGAGUGUAAAAUUCUCAGGUGUAAGUUUCGUGGAAAAUUUCAAAAAGAAAGCGACGACUGAAGUAUUUGCGGGAAAAUUGGGUAAAAAUUCUCUGUUCACAUGUGGAUUGAUAUUUGAUGACGUGAAACUGGGAGAGUUCGUGUCCAGAUUCAGCGGUAUUCAUUUGAGUUUUCUAGAUUUGUUUCAGAACAAUAAUGGAAAAAAUAAGAUUGGUCUCUCGAUGUCGGCAAAUGAUGUGGAUAUCACAAAUGUGUCAUUCAUGGCCUACACUGCUGAGCCCCUUUCUUCCACCUUUAAUACAAUCAUCCAUAAGGGAUUUCACUUUGCUGCUCUGACUGGAACACCGAAAAACUGCCCAGCGCACGAUGACUUCUGCAAAUUGAUCCAAGUUGUAAUCGGCAAAGACAAGGAAUUCUUGUUGGGAGGGGAAACGAGUUGGGAAUGGACGCAUUUUAAAGCAACCAUCAAAAACCCUGCCAUGUCAGGCUAUUUACCAGUUGAGAAAGUGAACAUCGAAGUUAAGGGAAGCAACAAUACACGUUUUCACGUUGGUGUUCAACCAUUUAUCGUGUACGACGUAAACGGCAAUGUCUUGCAAUCUGAUGGGAACACCAAAAACAUAGUCUUCACUGGAACGUUGGGUUACAGCAAACAUGGCAGUCAACUAGAAGGAAGCGUGAGAACUGACGCAGUUUGGACGAAUGCCUUUGGAUAUCCACAACUUACUGUGAAAAGAAUGUCUGCCGGAUUAUCUGUUCGCUUGACAAAACCUCAUUUCCCUAACAAGCUUGAAACCAGAGGAGACAUCGAAAUUGGUUUAGGCUGUGGUGAAAAUGUCGAGAACGAGUGCAUCACAGGAACAGUACACAUAGGGAUGUCAGAUGAAAUUUCCGAACAAUAUUUUUACGGCGUGAUGUCUCGUUUUACAAUACAAGAUAUAUUCAGGGUACAUGGUGUGCAUUCAAGGCUGCCUCCUCCGAUUGCAAAUAUUGGGUUUUUUGAAGGACUAGAGAUAUCGGUCGCAAAGCAGAUUCAUCAGCUUGAAAAGAUUGGAGGUCCGACCAUUAAGCCAGGAUUCACAAUGAAAGGAAAAAUUCGAGUUCUGGGUUUGGAAAGCGAUUGUUCAGUGAACCUAAAGCCUGAUCAGUUCAUCGUUGAUGCAAAAAUUGAGGGAGAAAAGGGUCCAAUCAAACUUGGUGGAGUUACGCCCUUGUACAGAUCGAAACGUGACCGCAAACACGGACCCAUACUUUACAUCGAAACAAGAUUUUCACCAAAGCCAUAUGUUCGGGCGCACAUAGAUGGCUACACAAAACUAUUUGGUAUAUUCGACGAAAUCCGCAUACUUAUGACGCAAAGACUUUUCAUGAUACGAAUGGUGACAAACAUUUUCAAAUCCUUUAAAGUUCGAAUCAACGUGAUGGCAAACUACAGCGAAGAUCUGAGCAGAACACAUUUCAAAGCGAGAAUUCGUUUCAUAGGAGGAUUAGCAAGGCUAACAAGAACGUCAUCUAAGCAUGUCUUAAACAUACUUAAGAGCGAGAAAGAAAAACUCAAAGCAGCUCAAAAAGCAAAGUUCACCGCCAGAGCAAAAUGCCAGAGUGAAAGACGUGAAGUGUGCGAUAACUGUUUGAAAACGCCCAAGUGUAGGGUGCAACUUGAAAUGUGCCGUACUAAACUCAAUCGCAAUGAGAAGAUAACCGACUUCGGGAGUUCAACGUCGCAAUUCUGUGUGCGCAUGUUGCGAAAUAAUUGCAAACUUAGUUCCCUAGAUUGCAAACUGAUCUGCACGAACAUGACGCGUGUCACCAACUCGUGCAGGGAGUUAGAAGAGUCAGAAAGUUCACUCAAACAAGUGAAAAAAAGUUUAGAAUGGGUCGAUCAAAUUAAGGCCAUGCUUACCAUUGGUUUCUUCCAAGUACAUAGCAUUACAUUUGAUACGAAGUUAACACCAGAUGAUAUAGGGGAUAUUUAUGUUAAUGCUAAACUAGACGUCACCAUAUUCGAAAGGCGGGAAAAAAUCGACGGGAUGCGACUCAAAUUUGGACAAUUUGCCAGAUUGGCUUCGGACGUGGCCAGGUAUGCGGUGGAGUGGUACCGAAAGAAAAAUAUAUGAGGCGAUGACGACAUCCUGACGACAUUCUCAAUAGCAACAACUUUCACUUACUCGCCGCAUACUAUAGUGUGCCUGAGUUUACAAGGCAAAUAAGUUUUAUUGAAGCCAUGCAAUACAAUUUUUAAUGUGCAAAGUUCUUUAAAACUUCUUUGCAUUGUGAGUUCUGACACGCUGCUGCCAAAGUGCGUAGUGUGUGUAUAUAUAUAUAUAUUCAUAUUGAAUACAACCAAAGAGCUAAUAAUUUACGAAAACAAUAUCUCGUUAUAGUUUUGAAAAAGUUAAACAUUACUUUGAUUGUCCAGAACAGUUCAAAAAUGAGCAAUAAAAUCUCACUAACAAAGUAAAAUACUGUUCAGUACAAUAUUCACUGUUUUGUAGUAAAAAUGUGUGUGGCGGUUUCUUAAACUGUUACGUAUAUAUUGCAAUGUGAAACACAUACGUAUGUGGUAUUUAUAUGAAAAAUAAUUUACAUUGCAAAGAUAAUAAGUGUUCAGUAAUUCUAAGCAAAAUAUUUUGUUAAUAUAACAAUUGUCAAUUUUCAAGAUCAUUUAAUUUUAUGACUUGACAAA